CGCCGUACACACGCCCGCGCCGCGCUUCCUGACGCGCUACGUCGCCGGCGCCGCCGCUUCGCGUCAUGACUUCCGGGCGCCGGGGCCGCCAUCUUGCUCGCGCGGAAGCGGCCCGGCUGGGUGGGAGUCCCGAAGCGGGAGUCGCGGAGCGUGCGGCCGCCGCCAUGCCGUCGUCGCCGCUGCGGGUGGCGGUGGUGUGCUCGAGCAACCAGAACCGGAGCAUGGAGGCGCACAACAUCCUCAGCAAACGAGGAUUCAGCGUCCGGUCCUUUGGAACAGGAACUCACGUGAAGCUUCCAGGACCAGCACCCGACAAGCCAAACGUUUAUGAUUUCAAAACCACAUAUGACCAGAUGUACAACGAUCUCCUUAGGAAAGACAAAGAACUCUACACGCAGAACGGCAUUUUACACAUGCUGGACAGAAAUAAGAGGAUCAAGCCCCGGCCAGAAAGGUUCCAGAACUGCAAAGAUCUGUUUGAUCUGAUCCUCACCUGUGAAGAGCGGGUGUACGACCAGGUGGUGGAAGAUCUGAAUUCCAGGGAGCAGGAGACCUGUCAGCCUGUGCAUGUGAUCAACGUGGACAUCCAGGACAACCACGAGGAGGCCACCCUGGGGGCGUUUCUCAUCUGUGAGCUCUGCCAGUGCAUCCAGCACACGGAGGACAUGGAGAACGAGAUUGACGAGCUGCUGCAGGAGUUUGAGGAGAAGAGCGGCAGGACCUUCCUGCACACCGUCUGCUUCUACUGACGGCCCGCCGCCCGCCUGGAGCCACCUUGCCGAGCUUCCUUUUGUUAAUACUUCUUCCUUCCUGACAUUUGUUUUUACCUUUAGGUAUUCUGCCGGUGGACGGUAGCAGUGCCCAAAUAAACUGUACAUAUGAAAUGAGAAGAUAUACAUAAAUGCCAGAUUACAAUCAAGUUUUUCCCAUCCCACUUGUACUUACGAGUGGGAUAUUGAUUAUAGUAUUUUUUUCUUUAAC
This is a messenger RNA of Kogia breviceps (pygmy sperm whale), 981 nucleotides long. RefSeq names its product SSU72 homolog, RNA polymerase II CTD phosphatase (gene SSU72). Gene Ontology annotation, biological process: termination of RNA polymerase II transcription. Lineage: Eukaryota; Metazoa; Chordata; Mammalia; Artiodactyla; Physeteridae. Gene Ontology annotation, cellular component: nucleus; mRNA cleavage and polyadenylation specificity factor complex. Gene Ontology annotation, molecular function: RNA polymerase II CTD heptapeptide repeat phosphatase activity. The record is from RefSeq and is a predicted model, not a curated record.